CUGCUGUGGUCACGUGAGGCGGUCACACACACACACACACACACCUCCUUACUUGAUUGCAUUGCAGACCUGGUCAUGACGCACUGAAAUUUAGUAUAGGAAGAUGGCUCCCUUUCCGGACGAGGUGGAUGUUUUUACUGGCCCACACUGGCGAAUGAAGCAGCUCGUGGGUUUGUACUGCGAAAAGCUGUCAAAAACCAACUUCUCCAACAACAAUGACUUCCGUUCAUUUCUUCAGUCCCUGUGUGCCACCUUUAAGGAGUUCAAAAUGCAUGAACAAAUUGAGAAUGAGUACAUUAUUGGCCUGUUGCAGCAGCGCUGCUGCACCGCCUACAAUGUACACUCUGACAACAAACUCUCAGAUAUGUUGUCCCUCUUUGAAAAAGGGCUGCACAGUGUGAAGAGUGAAUAUGAGCAGCUUAACUAUGCCCAGCAGCUGAAGGAGAGACUAGAGGCUUUCACGCAGGACUUUCUGCCCCACAUGAAGGAAGAAGAGGAGGUGUUUCAACCUAUGCUUAUGGAGUACUUCACCUAUGAGGAGCUCAAGGACAUCAAGAAACAGGUGAUAGCACAGCACUGCAGCCAGCAGCACCUGGACAGUGCCGCUGAGGUGCUGAAGGGCUUCGGUUUGUGGACCCAGGCUGAGGAGCUGCAGAAGGCUUUUAAAUAUGCAGAUCACGAGAAGGCAGAUUAUGAACUGGAAAAGAAAAGGCAUUGUUCAACCCACAUCUCCCAGCUCCCGACAGAAAUUAUGUUGCGGCUGUUCCAUUAUUUGAACCCUGAAGAUCUGUGUCGCUGCAGUCAAGUGUGCAGCUCUUGGUCAGAGCUGGUUAAGUCCGGCUCUCUGUGGAGGCACCUCUACCCUGUGCGCUGGGCCAGAGGGGAUUAUUAUCGAGGCCCCCCAGGAGACCUAGACCAGGAGCCGGAUGAGGAGUGGGUGAAGAGUCGGCAGAAUGAGGGUCGGGCCUAUCAGGAAUGGGACGAGGAUGCUGAUGUUGAUGAGUCUGAUGUGUUGAACCAUACAGAGGGCUUCCUAGCAAUCAGCACUGCUCAGAGAGAGAAGAGGCUUCUGAAUGGGAUUAUCCAGACCCUUCUGCCUGCUGUGGGUCCGUCUGUCAAGUCACUUGUUCUGGCAUACAGUUCUACAGUGUCUAGUAAAAUGGUGCGCCAGAUCCUAAGUCUCUGUCCCAAUAUUACCCACCUGGACCUGACCCAGACUGCUGUUACAGAUUCUGCAUUUGACAGCUGGUCAUCUCUAGGAGCUUGUCACUCUCUGGAGCACCUGGAUUUGUCAGGCUGUGAGAAGAUCACUGAUCUCACUCUGAGGAAAUUAACUUUCGGGCUGGGUGAUCUCGCGUACUCAACAUGCUUUGACAAAUGCUCAGACCGACGAGCCAAGCUUCUUAAAAGUUCCUCAAUACCCAUCACACUCAUGGAUGAGAGGAACCUACACGCCAUUCGGCGGAAGCGGCAGGCCAUCGUUUAUAAACAGGGGACAGGCCGUUGGGGUGCUGCCUGCACACCUACACAAGUGUGGGUCCUGGAACCCUUAGACCUUGCUGAUAUUGAAGAUGCUGCAGAGUGGAGCCGUCGUGCAGGGAUGGCUCUUUCUAAUGCAGAAAGCAUUGUAGAGACACAGUUUUUGGGCGGAAUGUGCUGUUGCAUGCAGAGCAGGAGGCGUGGACCCAGGACUGGCUCAGAUACCUCCUAUUUGCAUCAGCAAUAUGCCAUGUCUGGGGAAAUAUUCUGUGGUCACUCCGCAUGCUGUGCUAGUGACAUGGCCCUCAGGACUUUCACUGGGCCCCCGCGCAAAUCAGGCACCACCAGGAACAGCGCUGCAGACAUUCGGACUAAAUGCUCCUUAUCUGGGAGCCUGCAGUGUUUGGGGCCUGAAAACAGAACUGACCAGUCAGAGGCGAGGCGCUCACUGAGAUUUCUCAGUCUCUCUGGAUGUUAUCAAAUCACUGAUUUGGGCCUGAGGGCUCUGUCUCAGCACGGAGGGCUUCCUGUCCUUGAACAUCUCAACUUGUCUGGCUGCCUCUUCAUCACUGAGGUGGGGCUGCAGGAGCUGGUGUCAGCCUGUCCUUCCCUUAAUGAUGAACACUUCUAUUACUGCGACAACAUCAAUGGUCCUCAUGCAGACACAGCCAGCGGCUGCCAGAACCUACAGUGUGGCUUCAGAGCCUGCUGUCGCUCUGGAGAGUGAUCCUGACAAACAACACUCUCCUAAAAUGCCACAACUCCCUUUUAUUGCACUUUAUCCUGGGAAUACUAUUUGCUGUAUUUCGUGUCACUUAAAAAUGUUUCUGGAUGAAACUGUAAUUUUGGUCAUGUUAUUUACAUUUCCAUCAGUGUUAAAUGGAAACAGUCCUUUAGCAAAUGAUGAUAUUAAGGGGUGAUAAAGGAUUUCAAGUCUGCAAAUGUACAUCCUGCUUCAUUUUUUUUUUGUCUUUGAAAAGAUAAAAACUAGAGGAAGUAGUUAUACAAGGUUUCUUUUUUUCACAAAAACAGUUUUAUGUCUGCUUCUCCCUUUCUUUAGUUGACUCAUUUAAAAUCAGCAUAUUGUUAACUAGCAUCAAAGUGUUGUUUCACAAGUUUUGUCAUCUUAUAGAGGGUGAUGUGGAAAAUUAAAUGGGAGUAAACUGAACACUGCCACCCCCCACCCCACCCCCUUUAAUUGGAGGUUACUGUUGAACAGUUGUCAUGUUUUGUUGAUGGAUGAGGGUCACGGCCUUUUGAUUUGAGCUGGCCCAUCCAAACCCAGGUGGGGAUGCAUCAUCACAUGAGCCCCUGUCACGUUUUAAACAGUCAUGUAGUAAACAGGCUGAAUUACCUAUGAUGAUUUUUAGAACCAUACAUGACAAACACAUGCACAUGAAUUUUAUUUAUAUUAUGUUGUUGAUGUCAGUCCAAUUGUUAUAAAGAUUCUAUGAUGAUAUUAAUACUUGGUGAAGAAAAGAUCUUUUCAUAUUAGUCCACAACUACAACAUUGGAAUAGCUAGUCUCCAAAAUUACUGUAGAACUGAUGUGACAAGUGUCAGCAAAAACAACAUUAAACAGUAGGGUUUCUGUUAUUUACUGCUGUUCAGUUUGCAUUGUAUUAAACUGGAUUUCUAGUUUUCAUUUCCCACUCUAUAAUUACAAGUUAAUAAAAUAUAGAAUUUGAGAUUAGAAUUCAAUCUACAUGGUACAGCAGUAAAUGGAGACCUGGA
Monopterus albus (swamp eel) is the source of this 3212-nucleotide messenger RNA. RefSeq names its product F-box and leucine-rich repeat protein 5 (gene fbxl5). Gene Ontology annotation, molecular function: protein binding. NCBI's taxonomy places the organism in Eukaryota, Metazoa, Chordata, Actinopteri, Synbranchiformes, Synbranchidae. Gene Ontology annotation, cellular component: SCF ubiquitin ligase complex. The transcript is spliced from 11 exons. The record is from RefSeq and is a predicted model, not a curated record. Gene Ontology annotation, biological process: SCF-dependent proteasomal ubiquitin-dependent protein catabolic process; intracellular iron ion homeostasis. The coding region runs from base 104 to 2206 and encodes 700 amino acids.